GUCAACCUAUUCAUCUAAUUUAUUCACAGAAAAUUUACCAAACUCCAUUUUAAUAAGCUCAACAGCACUAAUACAUUUGCAAGAUUUAUAUGCGUACAUACAUGGAGAAUGAUUUCAUGAUCCAUUCAGCGAAAAGAAUUCUCUGAUUCACUGAGAAUCAAUGGCUAAAAAUCCCACUCCGACUCAUUCUGAUUCGAAUAUCUGUCUCUAUCUAUUCUUCACUCUGUACUGUGUUGUUUGUGGGUGCUGUCUGUCGUACGGACAAGUACAAGGUGAUGCUGUCGGUCGGUACAACGCCGUCACUCUGUCCAGCUUCACAUAUGCAAGGACUGCGCUCAAACCUUAUGAUUGGCGUUAUAUCAGAGUGGAUUUGCCUCCGUGGUUCUCUUCACUAGACAUAAGUCUAGAUUCAGAUGUCGAUAUUGACCUCAAGAAGAUUAGAAAGUCACCUAAAAGUACCAUGCCAAUUAUUUGCUUCCGAGAAGGAAGCCCUCCUCUGCCUGAUGUCUAUAACAUUUCUGCUACAGGGCUAGUGUUAGACUAUGUCUCCAAUGGCUCCUUUGUACAAGAUCUCCAACUUGUUGAGAAGUGCUAUCCGAUGCAGAAGACUAUAUUUUUGAAAUUAACAAAUGAGCAGAUACCUUCCGGUGUAUGGUAUAUUGGCCUAUUUAAUGGUGUUGGACCUAUGAGGACGCAGUCAAAAAUGAUUAAUCGAGGUUCAGCAUAUUCUUUCAGUGGGAAUAUAACUGUGGAAGGUUGUACGACUUCAGCCAUCUCUGGACAAUUCUGCAAUCAGUCCGUUACUUCGCUUUCUUGCCUGGAUGGCUAUAGCCUGCCUGAAAUUGGUUUAAAUGGAUCUUCCAACCAAUCGACGGGAAAUGUGAUGUCAUGCAAAGUUGAAGACAGUUGUCAUGGAUAUAGGGAGUCCAAUGUCUACUCAUUUGAUAUUUUGGGUAUCACCGAAAGGGUGAUUCUUACUGCAUCAAAUGUUAGAUUCAAUCAGUCACAGUCUUCAAACAGCACAAAAAAUGGCGGCCAUAUACCUCUGAUGAUUUAUGUUCGAUAUAGGGCAAUGCCACUGACAACACUGCAUGAUUAUUCUGGGGACAUAACUGAUGCCCCUUUGGUAAUGCUCUCACCCAAGAUUGGUCGUUGGUAUAUUAUUGUUCAACCAACAAAUGUGUCAGAAAUGGUCGAUGCGGAUAAAGAAGUUUGUUAUUCGUUACAAUCACAAAUACUUCAGUGUCCAGUCGGUAAGGCUGGAUUGAACUGUACCUGGGAAAGGUACAUGCUUCAGACUGUUUUGAGGAAAAAUCCAACUGUGCCCUUUGAAUCAUAUUAUCUACCAAUCAGUGACAAAGUAUCAUCGGAUUCUGCUAAUUUCCCAUUGGAACCUCUAUUGACCAACACUUCCAAUGGAGGAAACAACGAUGUUGUUUGGACCUUUUUCCUCAUAGACAUCCCCUUUGGUGCUACUGGUGGAAAUAUUCACAUUCGUCUUUCAUCAGACUCAAAUGUUGGAUAUGAAAUAUAUGCGAAAAACGGUGGACUGCCUACUAUCAAUAGCUGGGAUUACUUCUAUGCAAACAGCACAAGCAACAGCAAUGGCUCCAUGUUUUUUAAGCUGUAUGAUACAAGUGAUAAGAAAGUGAGUUUUUACAUCUUAUAUGCGAUUGGAGGAACUUGGAGUUUUGGGUUGAGGCAUACAAACCCAAGUAAACUUAACUCGAUGGACCAAACUAUCAUGUCAAUCUCACUAGAGAGGUGCCCUCAAAAAUGCUCUUCUCAUGGAACAUGCCAAUCUCUCGUGGAUGCCAGUGGGCUAACAUUAUACAGUUUCUGUGCUUGUGAUCGGAAUCAUGGAGGCUUUGACUGUAGUGUUGAACUUGUCUCUCAUUUAGGAAACAUGCUGAAACGUGUAGGGCACAUGUGGCAAUCAAUUUCUCUCAUUGCAUCAAAUGCUGCAGCCUUGCUUCCUGCUUAUUGGUCUCUUCGUCGUAAGGCAUUUGCUGAAUGGGUUCUUUUCACAUCAAGCGGAAUCUCAAGCGGUUUGUAUCAUGCGUGCGAUGUGGGCACAUGGUGUGCAUUAACUUUUCACGUCUUACAGUUCUUGGAUUUCUGGCUUUCUUUCAUGGCCGUUGUCAGCACUUUUGUAUACUUGGCUACUAUCAGUGAAAUUUCAAAGAGGACGAUUCACACUGUCGUUGCAAUCCUUACAGCCCUUAUGGCUGAAACCGGGCCAACCAGGUCGUCCAACAUUAUAAUCGUCGUGGCUAUAGGGGCUGCGGGUCUGCUUGUCGGGUUGUUGAUCGAGUUCUUUACCCGCCAUAGGAUGCUUUCGUUUCCAACAGAAAUCAGUUUGAAUCUGCUUCACAGGUGGGAGGGUAUAAAAACGUGGAUUCAUAAUCUCAUCAAGACACUUCUAAAGCGGUUCCGUUGGGGCUUUUUACUUGCUGGCUUCAUGGCAUUAGCAAUGGCUGCAGUAAGCUGGAAGCUGGAAACCAGUGAAAGCUACUGGAUUUGGCACAGUUUGUGGCACAUUUCCAUAUACACGUCGUCUUUCCUUUUCCUCUGUUCGAAAGUAGAUGUCCCGAAUCCAAACUGCGAGACCGAACAACCUAGGGAUGGGAGCUAUGAGUUAACACGCCAAAACUCAUUCACAGGAGAACAGCGAGACGACAGGUAGGACAACACUACACUUGAGUUUAGUUACACCAUAGCACAGAGAAAACGCCACUGCUCAGAUCAGACCAAAUUAGCCGAAGGAUUCUGUCAAAUGAAGAAGAUUGUUGUCUCAAACAAGGUAGACGGCUAGAUAAACCAAAAUAAAGGUAUUCUUUGAUGGGCUUAUUGGAUUGGUAAAAUUGCAGCAGUCAUUCUUCUUCUGCAAAUGUUUAUUGAUAGGAAACGAAAACCGAGGAAUGUAAAUGUAGAAUAGCAAAGGACCAUGGCCAUGGGAAGUGUACUAUAUAAAUAUGAAAAAAAAAAUGUUUGUGAAAACAAAGAGUAGUGAUAAGGUACCAAGAUGUUUGAUAUGAUGUAUGUAUAUUGUUGUUUCAUCAAGUGUAGAGGCAAGAAUAGCUUCAUAUGAAUACUACCAUUCUGAGUGAGGACAAAGAGCUUUAUGCAGCAACCUUUCAGUGCCAUAUAUGGGCAAUCCAUGGAUGAUAUUGUUGUCUAUUCUUGAAACUUUUGAGGACUGAAGAUUCAAGAAUUGUUUAGAAACUGACAUGUGGUGAUAUUGAGUCUGAGAGGUUAGAGCUGUUAAAACGGACGAGCCCGUGACGGAUUGAGAAAUACAUAGAAGAAACUAAUAAUAAUAUUUUCAAUGUUAAUUU
This is a messenger RNA of Ipomoea nil (Japanese morning glory), 3338 nucleotides long. RefSeq lists its product as uncharacterized. Gene Ontology annotation, cellular component: plasma membrane. The record is from RefSeq and is a predicted model, not a curated record. Bases 161 to 2686 code for a protein of 841 amino acids. NCBI's taxonomy places the organism in Eukaryota, Viridiplantae, Streptophyta, Magnoliopsida, Solanales, Convolvulaceae. The transcript is spliced from 14 exons.